UGCUGGAGAUCUGCCACUCCAUGUCCCUCUGCUGCCUCUCAAGAGGAGCAUCCGGACCCAAGUGUUAGUCAUGUCCCAGCUGGUGGAGUGUGUCCCCAACUUCUCAGAGGGGAACAACCAAGAGGUGAUCGAUGCCAUCUCUCAAGCUAUCGCCCAGACUGCAGGCUGUGUGCUGCUGGAUGUGGACGCCGGACCGUCCACCAACCGCACUGUCUACACCUUUGUGGGGCAGCCGGAGCGGGUGGUGGAGGGCGCCCUCAGUGCGGCCCGCGUGGCCUGGCGCCUCAUCGACAUGAGCAAGCACAGGGGGGAGCACCCUCGCAUGGGUGCCCUGGAUGUGUGCCCCUUCAUCCCGGUGAGGGAUGUCAGCAUGGACGAGUGUGUGCUCUGUGCCCAGGUCUUUGGCCAGAGGCUGGCAGAAGAGCUCAAUGUGCCAGUGUAUCUUUAUGCUGAGGCAGCUCGGACGCCCGGUCGCAGGACCCUGCCCGCCAUCCGGGCCGGGGAGUACGAGGCCCUGCCUGAGAAGCUCAAGCAGACCGAGUGGGCCCCUGACUUUGGCCCCAGCUCCUUUGUCCCGCGCUGGGGCGCCACUGUCACAGGUGCGCGGAGGUUUCUCAUCGCGUACAACAUCAACUUGCUCAGCACCAAGGAGCAGGCUCACCGCAUUGCGCUCAACCUGCGGGAGCAGGGUCGUGGGAAGGACCAGCCAGGACGCCUGAAAAAGGUUCAAGGCAUUGGCUGGUACCUGGAGGAGAAGAACCUGGCUCAGGUGUCCACGAACCUUCUGGACUUUGAGGUCACAGCACUGCACACAGUGUACGAGGAGGCCUGCAGAGAGGCACAGGAGCUGAACCUUCCGGUGGUGGGCUCACAGCUGGUGGGUUUGGUGCCUCUGAAGGCCCUGCUGGAUGCGGCCACUUUCUACUGCGACAAGGAGAACCUGUUUAUCCUGGAGGAGGAACAUCGGAUCCGACUGGUGGUGAACCGGCUGGGCCUGGAUUCCUUGGGGCCCUUCAACCCAAAGGAGAGGAUCAUUGAGUACCUGGUCCCUUCUGGGGACCCUGAGCAGAGCCUGCUGGACAAAUCCCUGAGUGCCUUCAUCGGUGAGGUGGGCGCCAGGUCCCCGGCCCCUGGUGGUGGCUCCGUGGCAGCGGCUACUGCUGCCAUGGGAGCAGCGCUGGCCUCCAUGGUGGCCCAGAUGACCUACGGGAGACGCCAAUUUGAGCACCUGGACUCGACCAUGCGGCGCCUGAUCCCACCCUUCCACGCAGCCUCGGCCCAGCUGAAGUCGCUGGUGGACGCCGAUGCCCAGGCCUUCGCUGCCUAUUUGGAGGCCAUGAAGCUGCCCAGGGGCACUCCCGCGGAGAGGGACAGGCGUGCGUCUGCUCUGCAGGAGGGGCUGAAGCAGGCCGUCACUGUGCCACUGACGCUGGCGGAGACUGUGUCCCAGCUGUGGCCAGUGCUACAGGAGCUGGCUCUGUGUGGGAACCUGGCCUGCCGGUCGGACCUACAGGUGGCAGCCAAGGCUCUGGAGACUGGCGUGUUUGGAGCUUACUUCAACGUGCUCAUCAACCUGAAGGACAUUACUGAUGAUGUGUUUAAGGAGAAGAUCCAUCUUCAGGUAUCCAGCCUCCUUCAGGAAGCCAAGACCCAAGCCACGUUGGUGCUGAGCAGUCUAGAGGCACGGCAGGAGUGAUGGCUCCAGAGCCCUCCCCAGACAGACAGCAUAGCCCUCAGUGGCCCCUCACCCAUACCAAGAGGCCCAAGCCUUCCCUCGGGGGAGACUCAACCAUGACCUCGGGGUCAGGAUGCAGGAUCUAUACUCAGCUGUCCAUGGGGACCAGAAGAUGCAACAGAAGC
Molecule: messenger RNA, 1860 nt
Organism: Jaculus jaculus (lesser Egyptian jerboa)
Lineage: Eukaryota; Metazoa; Chordata; Mammalia; Rodentia; Dipodidae
Gene: Ftcd
Product: formimidoyltransferase cyclodeaminase
Exons: 14
Coding region: 71-1696 (541 amino acids)
Molecular function (GO): transferase activity; folic acid binding
Source: RefSeq, a predicted model, not a curated record